AUGGAUAUUGAAGCGUCUAAAGGUAAACCCUUAUCAAAGGACGAGACGAAAGCGUUGCUUGCCUUCAUUGCGAAGAGCAAAAUAAUUAACAAUAAGACCACCAAUGCUACUAACAACAAGCUGAAAAUUGAGGAGUGGAAAUGUAUAACCGAAAAAUUUAACGCCACAGUAGGUAUUACUCGGCGUACCCCGCAGCAAUUGAGAUUAAAGUGGGAAAAUUUGAAAAAAAAUUCUCGCAAGCGAAGCACUAAAAUCAGGAUGAAUCACAUCAAGACAGGAGGUGGAGCACCGGAGUACAUACCCCCAGAUGAGAUCCUUGACCACGUGUCCUCUUUACUAGGAAGUACUGUGAAUGGGUUUACAGUUGAGUUUGGGGGUGACGCAGAACCAGCUGAGUUUUGGGUUGAUGCAGAAUCAGCUGAGGUCAUCAGUGACACUGGGGCUUUGCAUGAAGUUAAUAAGGUUGUGGGAAUAGAGGGUUGUCCGGUAGCGGUGCCAGCUUUCUCGAUAGAUAGUCAUACUACAUUGCCUAUACCUAAUGAUUUGGUGAUGGAACCAAUUGUGGUUGUAGAUAAUGGUGGUGCGAGUACACUAGCUCAUACUCCAAAUAAAUCAAAGAGAUUUACAUUUAACUCUCCUAGAGCUAGUGGUAAACAAAAUAAAAAACAAGACGAGGGACGUACUGAAAAAAACUUAGCCGUAGCAAAAUAUUAUUCAACAAAACAAAAAAUACUUGAUGCUAAGUUAAAUAAUAUUUUGCUACAAAAUAAGAAAUUAGAGUUAGAGAUCAAGAAGCUAGAGUCUUAA
This is a messenger RNA of Pieris macdunnoughi, 807 nucleotides long. Lineage: Eukaryota; Metazoa; Arthropoda; Insecta; Lepidoptera; Pieridae. The record is from the annotation of a GenBank genome assembly.